Scleropages formosus (Asian bonytongue) is the source of this 3531-nucleotide messenger RNA. RefSeq names its product ST18 C2H2C-type zinc finger transcription factor (gene st18). The coding region runs from base 91 to 3315 and encodes 1074 amino acids. Gene Ontology annotation, cellular component: nucleus. The record is from RefSeq and is a predicted model, not a curated record. Lineage: Eukaryota; Metazoa; Chordata; Actinopteri; Osteoglossiformes; Osteoglossidae. The transcript is spliced from 22 exons. Gene Ontology annotation, molecular function: RNA polymerase II cis-regulatory region sequence-specific DNA binding; DNA-binding transcription factor activity, RNA polymerase II-specific; zinc ion binding. Gene Ontology annotation, biological process: regulation of transcription by RNA polymerase II.
GCGUGCGUGUGUGUGUGUGUGUAUGGCGUCGGCGCGAGGGAGUCCUGCUCAUCCUCGCAGCAAGUUGCGCUCCAGUAGAUCAGUAGAUUAAUGACAGGUUAUUGUGGCACCUACAGAAGCGUCACUCCUCAGAGGCGAGCCGAGAAUGAAUUUCACACUCACCUGCUGAAGCAGAUCAAGACGUGCUCCUACUUCAUCCACCGCUGUGGGCUCUCCGGCAGUUUGUGCGAAACACCUAGUAUCCGACAGGCAAAGAUGGAAUCAGAUGGCGAGGAGAGCAGAGCAUGCAACUCAAACAAGGCUGCAGUUCCGGUUGAAAGUUUGACAGAUCCUCUCAGCUCGUAUGGCCCCGCCGUGAGGAAGAGAAACGCUCAGGAUGGCCCGGGUGGCGGCGGAGGAGGCCCCGUCAACAAAAGGAAGUCUCUGCUGAUGAAGCCCCGGCACUACAGCCCGAGCCAGGCGGGCGAGGAGGAGAGCGAGGAGCUGGCAGCGGCACGGGACAAAGACAGCGAGCCGCGCACUGACACUCCAGCAGAUGGAAACAUAAACACACCAGAUGAGACCCUCUCCAAAAGCACCUUCCAAGAAACAAUAUCAAAGAGCCAUUAUUCACAAAACCGGUCUGGGGAUGUGGAUAAUGAAGCCCCCCCCUACGAGAAUGGCGCUUCUGGCACUCUGGAGGACGAAGAGGGGGGAGACGAGGCUGCAGAGCCGCAGGACGGGGGCCCGGCCAGCGGGGGGGUCUCCGGCGACCAUCACGGCGCCUCUCAGCCCCAGGAGACCGACUCCGACGGCGGAGCCGAGGACUGGGACGACUCACCACACGUCCCUGGGGUGAACGGUGUCCACAGCGGCCCCGUAAAGGCCCACAGAGAGCCACGCGGUGGCAUGGCGGAUGGGGGUCCAUUUGAUGGGGCUUCAGAGGACCUGGUGGAGGAGGGUUACCUGGGUGCCGCCGCUGCUGUCUUCUGCCCAGAAGGGCCGAACUAUGGCCGGGACUCCAGUGACAGUGAGGAGGAGCUAGAGGAGCUUCGCAACGAGGAGGAAUGGCGGGCAGCCGUCGCCGAGAGGCGCGCCCAGCUGGAGCGUGGUCCCAUCGGCCUGAGCCUCAUGGAGCAGGCGAUGGCGCUGCAGUCGGAGCAGAGGCAGGUCCUCCACAACGCCUACAAGGAGAUGGACAGGUUCCUGCUGGAGCAGAUGAGCAGCGAGAGAAGGCACCAGAGGCUCAUUGAGAUGGACGGGCGGAGCGCCUACAAUGGAUGCAAAGACUCGCCACGCUCGGAGAAGAAGGAUGUCAAAUGCCCAACCCCCGGGUGCGACGGCACUGGACACGUGACCGGACUGUACCCACACCACAGGAGCCUGUCGGGGUGCCCCCACAAAGUGAGAGUGCCCCCUGAGAUUCUAGCCAUGCACGAGAACGUGUUGAAGUGCCCAACUCCGGGCUGCACGGGCAGAGGCCACGUGAACAGCAACCGCAGCACGCACCGCAGCCUCUCGGGCUGCCCUAUUGCCGCUGCCGGGAAGAUCUUGAAACCCCAGGAGGAUGCGUCCAAAGCCGGACAGAUGUCUGAACGCUUCCCCAGGACCCCUGGCCUGGUGAAGAAGUUCGACUUCAAGCAGUUGAGCUACCGCUUUGCACACCCCGUCGCAGCCCUGCAGGCAAGCCUAGCCAAGGACCUGGACAAGUAUGGCAAGAUUCGCUUCGACUACGCCAGCUUCGAUGCCCAGGUCUUUGGCAAGCAGCCAGCCGCGCCCACCAGCCAGGACGCAGACGUGUGUCCCUUCCCCGAGCCCUCCUCGCAGUACCCAGGUGUACUCACCCAGGGCGGCCGCCUCUCUGCACCACGGGGGUUGAGCCCCGUCCACUAUGGCCCAGCCAGCGAUGACUUCCAGGCUACAGUCGCCACCAACGCCAUUCUCAACCUGUCCACCCGCUACCGUGGCAACGCGGACACCACCAGGCCGCCGAUCUCCUGCACAAAGGAUGGGCACAUAGAGGUGGAUGAGAAUGGCACUCUGGACCUGAGCAUGAAGAAGAACCGAGAGAAGGUAAAAGCUCCGUCAACGGUGCCUUCAGGCGAGGCUCCGCCCACCCCCGAGUCAUCGCCUUCCAAGUCCAGCAGCGUCCGCGGGACCCCGGCUUUCUACCAGGCACUCUGUGAGCCGGAUGCUUGGGACGCCCCACUCAACUUCAGCAAAGCGCACAUCAUAGCAGACAGAGAGAAGGAUGACCUUGACAGCAUGGCGCUGGAGGACAGGAAAUACCCUGGGGAAGUGAACAUGUCGAGCCCCAAAAACAAGAUCCUUUCACGGGACGCUAAGAAGGAGCUCAUGAGCUGCCCGACUCCGGGGUGCGAUGGAAGUGGUCAUGUCACAGGAAACUAUGCUUCACAUCGAAGUGUCUCUGGGUGUCCGUUGGCUGACAAGACCCUCAAAUCCCUGAUGGCAGCCAAUUCUCAGGAGCUCAAGUGCCCAACGCCUGGCUGUGACGGCUCCGGUCAUGUGACGGGAAACUACGCGUCACACAGAAGCUUGUCAGGCUGCCCACGUGCACGGAAGGGGGGGCUGAAGCUCACGCCAAACAAGGACGACAAAGAGGACCAGGAGAUGAAGUGUCCAGUCAUUGGCUGUGAUGGCCAAGGCCACAUCCUGGGUAAAUACACGUCCCACCGCAGUGCAGGAAGCUGCCCCAUCGCUGCCAAGCGCCAGAAGGAAAGCGCCAUCAACGGUUCAGCCUUCUCCUGGAAGCUGUGCAAGCAGGAAGUGCCCCACUGCCCGCUGCCUGGCUGCAACGGCCUCGGCCACGCCAACAACGUGUUUGUCACCCACCGCAGUUUGUCUGGCUGCCCGCUCAAUGCCCAGAGCAUCAAGAAGAAGCUCUCCGGAGACGAGAUGAUGACCAUCAAAGUGAAGGCGAGCAGUGGUGUGGAGAGCAGCGAGGACAUGCAGCACCUGGACCACGAGAUCAAGGAGCUCAAUGAGUCCAACCUGAAGAUUGAGGCGGACAUGAUGCAGCUGCAGACCCAGAUCUCCUCCAUGGAGUGCAACCUGAAGACGAUCGAGGAGGAAAACAAGAUGAUCGAACAGCACAAUGAUAGCCUUCUGAAGGAACUAGCCCGUCUGAGCCAGGCGCUCAUCAGCAGCCUCACCGACAUCCAGCUGCCGCCAAUGGGGCCCAUCUGCGAGCAGAACUUCGAGGCCUAUGUGAACACCCUGACGGACAUGUACAACAACUCGGAGCACGACUACUCGCCAGAGUGCAAGGCCCUCCUGGAGAGCAUCAAGCAGGCCGUCAAAGGCAUCCACGUGUGAGACGGGCUUCUCAAACCCGGGGCGGCGGCUCGGGCUGCGCGUGCAGGAUGGCGCCGGGUCCACGGGCGCAAGGGACGCCUCCGCACGCAUCUCCGUUUCACAGCAGACACAUUGCACUGAAUGAAAUCAUACCAGCCGUGACACGUUAAGGACUACAAAGACAAUUUGCUUAAUUUAAUCUAAUUUAUUUAACCAAUUUUUACUCCCCACUGCCUU